AUGGCUUGGCACGGGGGCUUCGGCCCUCGGGGCUUCGAUCUGAUUACAGACGAGGAGAUCUUCGAGGACUACGAGGCGGUCGUGCCCUUCUACGCGCUGGCCGGCCUGGGCGUCGCCGUCCACUGCGCCCCGCCGGGCAAGGCACCCGACGACCCCUGCCCCACCACCGUGCACGACUUCCUCGGCUACGAGCUCUACACGGAGCUCCCCGGCCACCGCUUCCGCGUCACCGACCCGUCCUUGUACGACGCGUUCGUCGUCCCGGGCGACCGCUUCGUGGAGCAGCUCAGCGUUGACCCCGAGGCGGUCGUGGUCGUCGGGGUGCGCGGGGCAGCGUGCCCCAUGAGGGUGAUCUCCAACCUCACCGGCGCGGUGGGCGUGGAUCCCGAAGGCGGGAAGCUCGUGACGGCGGCGAGCUCGGACCUUGCCGAGUUCAUAGCUCACCUCGUGGAUCUCUUGGGCAUCACCGUCUCCUUCUGA
This is a messenger RNA of Hordeum vulgare subsp. vulgare (domesticated barley), 480 nucleotides long. RefSeq names its product protein DJ-1 homolog D-like. Lineage: Eukaryota; Viridiplantae; Streptophyta; Magnoliopsida; Poales; Poaceae. The record is from RefSeq and is a predicted model, not a curated record.